CAGCCAACCAAAUUGAAAAAAACAAACUCCUAGGGCUUCGGAAGGUUCGUAUUUGAUAAAGUUGAAAUUUUUAAUUCAUACAAGUGGCCACUUAGAGCAAAUUUUGUACUGUCUGAAAGUGAAUUAGUUAAUAAAGUUGAAUUUUUUAUUCAUAAAAGUGGCUUCUUAGGGCAAAUUCUGCACCGUCUGAGAGUGAUUGUUUCCUGCUCGUGCCAAUAAAGACAUUUUAGGCUUCGUCAAAAUAACUACAUGAAUACUAAAUCUAACAGACCAAUUCAGCAAGCAGCCUACUAAAUCUAGUAGAAUUUUACCACCUUGCAUUGCUACUUUAAUCCAGGCAGUCUACGGCAGCGAUCAGAUUCUGUGAUCUGGCAAUAGCGCAAAACUAAGUCGAUUUUACCAUGGUUUGGGACAUUUGGUGUCAGUAAAUCUUAAACAGCCCGGUGCUUUGUUAAUUACUAGGGCACCCAAAAUCCUAAAUAAUUAACAAUGCCCAGUAGUUUGUUUAUUUUUAAGGAAGCGUUUCCCCAUAGCUUGUCCAUGUUCUCUGUACCUUUUCCAUCUACAGUAGAGCAAUGCAGAAGAUCCUAUAUAUAUUUCUACUUAUUCUUUUCCUUUCAUAUUGCUUCAACUAUCUGCAUUUUUGGGCUAGGAAUUGUGUUUUGAGCUGCAUUAAAGCAAUGUCUCAGAGAACUCUUUUCAAACUUGAUGGCAUUUAUAGCUUUUCCAGGCAGAAAACAGAGGUGGAGAGACUGAAGGAAAAGCUGCCAAGGAUUGAGAAGGUUGAAUUGGGCAAAGAUAAAGUGGUUACAUUCGUGCAUGAUCCCACUACAACUGCUGCAGAAAUAAGAAAAGCUCUGGAAGAUAUGAAUUUGCAUCCCACUGAUAAUCGAAUUAUAAGGAAUGAUGAUGGAUGGAUCGGCCAUCUGAUGGGUGGAGCAACCGUUUUAGAUAUGAAAUAAAGAAAUGGCAUGAGAUACAAAUGGCCUCCAUGAUUACCAUUUUCACGCUUUAAUUUCCUUUUUGUUUUGAUGUAAUGACAGUAUAUCAAAGAAUGACAAGAAGCUAUUACAGACAGCAUGGAUGAAAUGAUGGUUGCUAAUUAUUUAAUAAAAAGUAGCUGAGAUCUA
Molecule: messenger RNA, 1130 nt
Organism: Cryptomeria japonica (Japanese cedar)
Lineage: Eukaryota; Viridiplantae; Streptophyta; Pinopsida; Cupressales; Cupressaceae
Exons: 3
Coding region: 576-962 (128 amino acids)
Source: RefSeq, a predicted model, not a curated record